Melanotaenia boesemani (Boeseman's rainbowfish) is the source of this 5407-nucleotide messenger RNA. It is a transcript of the gene adcy2b, whose product is annotated as adenylate cyclase 2b (brain). The transcript has 26 exons. Gene Ontology annotation, biological process: intracellular signal transduction; adenylate cyclase-activating G protein-coupled receptor signaling pathway; adenylate cyclase-inhibiting G protein-coupled receptor signaling pathway. NCBI's taxonomy places the organism in Eukaryota, Metazoa, Chordata, Actinopteri, Atheriniformes, Melanotaeniidae. The record is from RefSeq and is a predicted model, not a curated record. Gene Ontology annotation, cellular component: plasma membrane. The coding region runs from base 1129 to 4533 and encodes 1134 amino acids. Gene Ontology annotation, molecular function: adenylate cyclase activity.
ACUCAAACUUUCACUCAUUACCAUCAUUCCCAACCCUCCCCCCUUGUUUGAAGCUUGGGUCUCUCUUCCUCCCACACUCUCUCUGUCUCCUGAGGUUUUUUCCUUCCUGACUUUGUUUCUUCUUCCUCUUCCUCCCCGCUCUUUCCCCUUGUGAAUGUCUGAGUGUGUGUGUGUGUGUGUGUGUUUCUUGCCUGUCUUUUUAUCUCGUCGCUGGCUGCUGGGGUGGCAUUUCGUUCUUGUUCCCUCCACACUCUGCUGCUCCUCUUGGUUUAGCACAGCUGUCACAGCCCUUCUCACUCACUUUCUUUCUGCUUUUCACAAACACACACACUCAUGAUGACACACACGUCUUCUUCCUGCUGUCUCCUCUUCUGCCAACUUCAUGGUUUUUCUAUCUCAUGUUAAUCUCUCAAGCCACUUCCUUUUUUCUGUACAGAAGAUGAACACAUAGUCUCUCAGUCUUGAGUCAUAGACCAAUUAUCUCUAUAUUUACUAAUCUCACACAUCACUAUUCUCACAUUUACUUGCUCUGAGAGGUACAGCGAACACACACUCUUAUUUACCCACAAGCUCUCUCACCACCACACAUUGGUACAGCCUCUCUUCUCUCACUCUCUUCUCUUCCCUCCCAGUUAAACACACUCUCUCCCUCUCUCAGUCCUCAUCUGCACUAACAUGCCUCGUCGCAGCUUCAUUGCAGAGCUGUAAGCGCAGCUGUCCAUCACACGGACUGAUCAUAGGGGAGAAGCAAGAGGGGGAAAGAACAGAAGUCUCAUUUUCCCUCCUUGGAGUCCAAACAGCUCUUUCUGAUAGGAGGAGGAAGAUCGGUUUUCACACUGUCCUGACUCAGUUUGUCACCUCCUGCAGAAAGAGCGGCAGAGGAUGCAUGAGGAGCUGUGUGAGCUGGGAAGUUGGCGCUCGUUCUCUCACCCGUCCAUCUAUCAAUCACAGCUGAGCAAACUUUUUUAAAGAAAAGAAGAGGAAGAGAGGGGCAGUGGAGACUCGGGGGUGAGGAGGGAGAGGAGGAGGUGUGAGAAAGCUACCCUUUACCCCAGCUUGUCUGAGCACGUGUUUUCUCUCAGGAAGAGGAAAACAAAAGCAGCACCAUCCAUCCAGAGGCGUCUACCCAUGUGGCAGGAGGCUCUGUGGACCCGCGGACGCUACUUGCUGGAGAAGAACGAUGGAGGCGAGGGAGUCGAGGGGCCUGAGAGCCUGGGAGACGGGUGCCCCGGAUUCCAGGGGGAGGUGUACGUGGAGAGCGAGAAGCCUCAGGACUGGUUGUACGAGUCGUACUACAGAAUGAGCCAGCAGCAUCCGCUGAUCGUGUUCCUGCUGCUGAUCGUCAUGGGAACCUGCCUUGCGCUGCUGGCUGUUUUCUUUGCUUCAGGACUGAAUACAGAAGACCACUUGACGUUUCUGAUUGCAGUGUCCACUGCCCUCUUCCUCUUCCUGUCCAUCUUCAUCCUCGUCUGUAUUGAAUCUGUCUUCAAGCGGAUGCUGCGCCUCUUCUCUCUCCUAAUAUGGGCCUGUCUGGUCACCAUGGGUUACCUGUUCAUGUUUUCUGGGGGAAGACUCAGCCCGUGGGACCAGGUGUCCUUCUUCCUGUUCAUCGUGUUUAUUGUCUACACCAUGCUGCCCUUCUCCAUGAAAUGGGCCAUUAUUGCCAGUGGCAUAACCUGCCUCUCACACACUGUUACUCUCAGCAUCUGCCUGACAUCCACUGUCACAGAGCUGGAACCUCUGAUCUGGCAGAUCUUGGCUAAUGUGAUCAUCUUCACCUGUGGUAACCUGGUGGGGGCGUAUCACAAGCAUUUGAUGGACCUGGCGCUCAAACAAACUUAUCAAGACACCUGCAACUGCAUCAAGUCACCCAUCAAACUUGAGUUUGAGAAACACCAACAGGAACGUUUACUACUGUCCUUGCUGCCUGCUCACAUAGCCAGAGUGAUGAAAGCCGAGAUCAUUCAGAGGCUGCAGGGACCAAACUUCGGUCGAACUGAAAGCACCAACAACUUUCACAACCUCUAUGUGCAGCGACACACCAAUGUCAGCAUCCUCUAUGCAGACAUUGUGGGCUUUACCAGGCUGGCCAGUGACUGCUCUCCAGGGGAACUUGUGCACAUGCUGAAUGAACUUUUUGGCAAAUUUGACCAGAUUGCAAAGGAAAACGAGUGCAUGCGGAUCAAGAUCCUGGGAGACUGUUAUUACUGUGUGUCUGGUCUGCCUGAGUCGCUGCCUAACCAUGCCAGGAACUGCGUGAAGAUGGGCCUGGAUAUGUGUGAGGCCAUCAAGAAGGUCCGAGAUGCCACUGGAGUCGAUAUCAACAUGCGUGUUGGCGUGCAUUCAGGAAAUGUCCUCUGUGGUGUGAUCGGCCUCCGCAAGUGGCAGUAUGACGUGUGGUCACAUGACGUUACAUUGGCCAAUCACAUGGAGGCUGGAGGAGUGCCAGGGAGGGUCCACAUCUCCUCAGUGACACUGGAGCAUUUGAAAGGCUCAUACAAGGUGGAGGCUGGGGACGGUCAGAGCAGAGAUUCCUAUCUGAAGGAACAUAAAGUGGACACCUACUUGGUCAUCAACCCCAAGACCGAGAGGCACAGCCCUCUAUUAGGAGUGCGCUCUCGACCCUCUCUGGAUGGUGGGAAGAUGAGGGCGUCUGUCAGGAUGACCCGAUACCUGGAGUCGUGGGGAGCCGCCAAACCCUUCGCCAAUCUCCACCAUCGAGACAGCAUGACCGCAGAUAAUGGCAAGAUCAACACCACAGAUGUUCCAAUGGGACAGUACCACUUCCAGAGACGAGAGAGAUCCAAGUCUCAGAGGAGGAGGUUUGAGGAAGAACUCAAUGAACGAAUGAUUCGUACCAUCGAUGGCAUCAAUUCCCAGAAACAGUGGCUGAAGUCUGAGGACAUCCAGAGAAUCUCAUUGUUCUUUCACAACAAAGCUCUGGAGAAAGAGUACAGAUCCACCACGCUGCCUGCUUUCAAGUACUAUGUCACCUGCGCCUGCCUCAUAUUCUGCUGUAUAUUUGUAGUGCAGGUCCUCGUCUUGCCCAAAACUGCUGUACUGGGGAUCUCCUUUGGCCUGACAUUCCUGCUGCUGGCGUUGAUCCUGCUCCUUUGCUUUGCCGGUCACAUUCUGCAGGGGGGGAAGGGGUCCCUCUGCUCUCUGUCCUGGUUCCCGACUUCAUCUCGCAUUAUCGUCACCAACAACCCCUGGCUACGAUUGGUCCUCACCAUGAUGACCACUGCUCUCAUACUGGUGAUGGCUGUCUUCAAUAUGUUCUUUGUGGAGGAUCCUGGAGGAUCUUCAGAGCCAACUGCUUCCCCUGUGAAUCUAACCAACGACAGCCUGUUUGACUAUAUUGAAGAAGAAACUGAUAAAAACAAGUUUUACUUGCCGUACUUCAUCUACUGCUGUAUUCUGGGCCUGGUGUCAUGCUCAGUCUUCCUGAGGAUAAACUACGAGCUGAAGAUGGUGGUGAUGCUGGUUGCUGUCGUGAUGUACAACAUCAUCAUUCUCCAAACACACGCCUCACUGCUGGAUGAAUUUAGUAAAGCCAUGUACCCAACUAAUACACUAGAUAGACCAGGGGUCCUGAAGGAUCUGAAGACCAUGGGUUCUGUGUCUUUGUUCAUCUUCUUCAUCACGUUACUUGUACUAGCCAGACAGAAUGAAUAUUACUGUAGGUUGGACUUCUUGUGGAGGGACAAGUUCAAGAGGGAGUGUGAGGAGAUUGAAACCAUGGAGAACCUCAACCGAGUCCUGCUGGAAAAUGUUUUACCAGCUCACGUCGCUGAGCACUUCCUGGGGCGCAACUGGAAAAAUGAGGACCUUUAUCAUCAGUCAUACGAGUCAGUGUGUGUGAUGUUCGCCUCCAUCCCAGACUUCAAAGAGUUUUAUACCGAGUCUGAUGUCAAUAAGGAAGGACUGGAGUGUCUUCGUCUUCUCAACGAGAUCAUUGCAGACUUUGAUGAGCUGCUGUCCAAGCCGAAGUUCAGCGGAGUGGAGAAGAUAAAGACUAUUGGUAGCACCUACAUGGCUGCAACUGGUCUCAAUAUGACACCAGGACCAGAGUGUGCACAGGCCAAACGUCAUCCAUGCAUCAGUGAUUCCUUUCUGCACAUCCGAGUACUUGCAGUUAAUGAACAUGACCGACAGUACAUGCACAUUGGUACUAUGGUGGAAUUUGCCUUUGCUCUUGUUGGGAAACUAGACGUCAUCAACAAACACUCCUUCAAUGACUUCAGACUGCGAAUUGGUAUAAACCAUGGGCCAGUGAUAGCAGGGGUAAUUGGGGCCCAGAAGCCCCAGUAUGACAUCUGGGGAAACAGUGUCAAUGUGGCCAGUAGGAUGGAGACCACUGGGGUGCUGGGCAAAAUACAGGUUACAGAGGAGACGAGUCGCAUCUUAUCAGCGCUGGGGUACAUGUGUUCAUGCCGUGGCAUCAUCAACGUAAAAGGCAAAGGAGAGUUGACGACCUACUUUGUUCACACGGAGAUGACCCGAUCUCUGUCGCAAGGGACUGUGAUGCCGUGAGCGAACCACAUUAAGAGAACAAACAGACUUGAAGACACAACUGCACGCUCCAAGUGACAUAAAAAGUGAUUUGUCAUCCUGUGUAAGUAAAGUCCAUUACAAAAAGCCAGCAGUGCAAUGGACUGACAAUUGUUUGAGAACUACUUUUGUCCUUAGAAACACAACGUAGAUCAGGGUCGAGGUGCACCAGCGCAGUCCUUCAACGCUGCACUUCAGGUGGUUUUUCACAUCUCAAGUCUAACAAGGACUUCACCCCCAAGGAGUCUCUUCACUGUUCAAUGGAGUGCCUGACUAAAGAGAGGUUUGCUACAUCAGUGCAGCUCUCAAGGACCGCAGUCACCCCUCUGUACAAUAGUAGUGGUGUGGAGCUAAUUACCCAUGCCGGUGUUGCAGUGCUUUAGAGCCUUAUACUUGAGCAAACUGAGCUGCCUGUCAAGUUCUUUUUAUUUGUUUUGUUGUUUUUUUUAUCUCUCUGGUCUGCACUGAGAGCUGGUUUGUUCCAUUUCAUUCCAAAUGGAUGUUACAAUAGUUUUCUUGUCAUAUAAAGCUGUUGAUGCCAACAAAUUGCCAGUGUGGUGAGUAGUUUGCCAAAAACCUGUGAUUUGUAUUCAUAGCUUUAUAGCUGCGUUUGUGUCCCACGCGAGCAGGUGGAAUCAGACACACGAAUCAAGAGGGAAUGUUGCUUUUUUUAUAAUCCAUCUGGAAUCAAACCAACAAUGUGUGUAAAUGCUCACUGCCAUCCUUUUGUUAUUCAUUAAACAUUUGUAUUUAAUUUAUCUUCUCUGUCCAAGUGUCAUUGUUUGAGUGUCCAGAACACAAACACAUCAUGCAAAGGUAACGACUGAAUGAGUCGUUAUUUAUUUUAUUUCAGAUU